Molecule: messenger RNA, 1966 nt
Organism: Ceratotherium simum simum (southern white rhinoceros)
Lineage: Eukaryota; Metazoa; Chordata; Mammalia; Perissodactyla; Rhinocerotidae
Gene: STBD1
Product: starch binding domain 1
Cellular component (GO): membrane
Molecular function (GO): glycogen binding; starch binding
Source: RefSeq, a predicted model, not a curated record
GGGCUCCACGCGGGAGCGCCCGCCGCCGGGCACCGUAAAAGGCUGGAGCGGACGGGGUAGGUGUGGCUCUGACUCCGUGACCUGAGUCCCCGUCCCGGUCACUGUGGUCUCCCGCAGCUGCGGCCUCUCAGCCAUGGGCACCGUCUGGUCUGCCCUGCUAGUCGGAGGGGGUCUGGCCGGGGCGCUUUUUAUUUGGCUGCUGCGGGACACAGGAAAGGAGGGGGACGCGGACCAGGAGAAGGACGCCUCUCCUGGCGAGGCUGCGGCUCUGGGAGGCGAUCAGGGUGGCGGCGGCGGCCAGAGCCCUGGACCUUCCAAGCGGGAGCUGGUCACCAAACCAGAGCAUCUUCAAGAAAGCAAUGGAUGUUUGGUUUCAGAGACCAAAGGCUCUGGUAACCUGCAGGAAGCAGCACGGAGACAGGAGAGUCCUUCUGGAGAAGACGGUGACUGUGACAAUUCAAGAAAACAUGUUCCUUCUGGACAGUUUCCAGACACACAAUCUCUAACUACGUCUGAGACUGGUAACUCCAGGAGUUACUCUGAAGUUUCAAGAAAUGAAAGCCUUGAAUCUCCUAGAGAACAACAGGGAUUCCACAAAGGCCAAGAGACACCUGCUAAAGCAGCUCCAGGUUUUACAGAGAAGUUGCCCUCUAGCAACCUGGUCAUGGAUAGAGCUAAAGAACACGUGAGCCUUGCGCAGCUGGGCAGUCAGGACCCAGCUGACCACGAGGCCUGGGAAAUGGUGUCUAGGCACUCAUCUUGGGGAGAUGCUGGUUUGGGUGGCAGUCUUAAGGCUCCACUGUUAAACCCAAAACAGGGAAUGGACUAUGGCAGAAGCACUCUUGUGGAAGCAAGAGGUCAGGAAAUGGAUGUGAAACCAAAAAGUGUAGUAGCAAUGUCUUCAGGGUCUCGGCAAGUUAGUGUCAGGUUCCAGGUCCAUUAUAUCACAAGUACUGGUGUGCAAUUCAUUGCAGUAACUGGAGACCAUGAGAGUCUUGGGAGAUGGAACACGUACAUCCCACUCCAGUAUAGCAAAGAUGGGUUCUGGUCUCAUUCUGUGUCCCUGCCAGCAGAUACAGCGGUGGAAUGGAAGUUUGUGGUGGUAGAGAAUGGGGAAGUCACCCGCUGGGAGGAGUGCAGCAAUAGGUUCCUAGAGACUGGCCAUGAAGACAAAGUGGUUCACAAGUGGUGGGGAAUUCACUGAUUCAGUUUGCAAAGUAUUGGAGAGGCUGUUGCAGAAUGUGGAAGAGGCUAAGGUUGUGGAGCACAUGAAUAAUUUAAAAUAAAGGAAGUGUAACCCCAAAUUUAGCCAUCACAGUUGUUUCAAAUUUGCUAGUGGCUUUUGUCUAAUGUGCAGAAACAUAUAUCGUAGACAAUACUUCCAGUGACCAUGGGCUUUUUUUCCUGUGGCCUUGGGUGGAUUUAUGCUGAUCCAUCAUUACUUUAGGGUUGGUCCUGUUGGGCACUGACUUGGCUAAGCUUUAGAUGUGGACUGGUCAGGGAGCCCAGAAACUAACCAGCUGCAUGGGGUUCAAGCUUGAGCCUUUGGGUGAUCCCUACACCAAGGGAGUGAAACAAGCUUCAUUGAGAGAGGGCUGAUUUCCUGCUGGUACAGCUGCAAAAGUGCUCUCUUUACUACAUGCACACUUUAGACUUAAAAAUAGUUAACACCAUAUGGAACUGUGAUCAGAAAAUAUCUGGUCACUAGAUGUGAUUAGCAAGGACAUGAGGUAAUACAUUAAGACUUUCCAAUGUUUUUUGUUUGAUUUUACCUGCCAGGUAUGGUUUGAAGGUAGCAGGUAUGUCUGUCUUAAGGAUUGAGGGCUGAAUCACAGUCCGUCAUCGAGAACAGCCACGAGGAAGGGAAGGAGGAUGGGGUUAAGGUGUGGGCUGAGUGAGGUGGCCUGAAUGACACCUGCUAGAGGGCUGGCAGGUACAGGUACAGCCUGACUGCAGGGAGGGACAC